Amyelois transitella is the source of this 3416-nucleotide messenger RNA. RefSeq lists its product as uncharacterized. The transcript has 2 exons. The record is from RefSeq and is a predicted model, not a curated record. Bases 600 to 2876 code for a protein of 758 amino acids. Lineage: Eukaryota; Metazoa; Arthropoda; Insecta; Lepidoptera; Pyralidae.
GGGUCAAACACAAAAACGAAAGAAAAAUGGUUCAGAUUUCAUGAAGACCUCAUUUUCCACUUUUAAAAGUACCAAUUAUUUUAUUAUUAUACUUUACCUUUUAAAUAAACAGGAUUUUAAUGUUUCUUUUACUUUAUAUUAAAAUAAGUUAUUUCUUUGGCCUAACCAAUAUCAAAAUGUCUUCUCCUGUAGACUGUUCGGAUACCUAGCUGCUCACUUUAAAAGAUGUUAAAAAAUAUUUCCCAAAAGCAAAUAAAUUAGUCAUCAUUAUUGUCACAGUGUAGGAAGAAUACAGCUAUCCAAAUAUGAACGGUCAUUAAUUUAUCAUUUUACAAACAAUAAUUAAGACACAUAAACAUACUGUUCCAAUAUUUGCAGUCUUCUCCUGUAGACACAUAAAAAUCCAAAAUUUUUAAGUAUUUUGAACGCAUCCUUUGAGUUAAAUUUGUUGUGUUGGCAUUACUGCGUUAGCUGUCAUUCAUUCGUCCAUAACACUGAGUAAUGGCGUCUCUUUUAGUGAAAAAUAAUAAUUUAAUAGGAUACACAAGAUUUUGGUCGACUUUUGAAGAUCUUUUCUGUAUUUUGCAUAAAUUGUCAUCAUGCCACGUACCGGCAGAAGUAGGAUUCAGCUUUCGGAUGAAGAGAAAAAAAAGCGUAGGCGUGAACAAAAGAAGCUUAGUAUUCGACGUGCACGCGCCAAAAUGGACGAAGCAGCAUUAGAAGAAAGAAGAAGGCAGGACAGAGAAAGAUAUUACCGUAAAAAGGAACAGGGUAAAAUAAAAACUAUUAAAGACUACACGCCUAGGGAACAACGAAAUAUUAGAAAAAUAUGGAGAGAAAAAGCUAAAUUAAAACGUCAGAAGAUAAAAAAUGCCAAAAAUGCUUUGAAUUUUAUUGAACAGAAUACUCCACCAUCUAGUCCCUCCUUUUCACGUAUGAAUGUUGGUAACGCGACUUUGAAGCGCAACGCACGAAAAUUACGGAAUGAAAAUAGAAGUCUCAAACAAAGAAUACUUUUCUUGGAAUCUAAAAUGGCAAAAUAUCGUAUGAGAGCUUUAAGAUCUAGCAAAAGAAAUGAAAACAGGAAUAAAAAUUCAGGAAAGAAAUUAAAGAAAGUAAAAGAAACGAAGAAAGCUGUUGAAGAAUUUUUGCUUCAAGAUGGAAAUAGCACACUCACUUCAGGAAAGAAAGAUACAAUAACAAGAAAGAAGAUCAAGAAGCAGAUUAGAUUUUUAAACGAUUCGCUCAUUAACUUACAUAAGUCUUUUGUCAACAAGUUAGGAAUUAAUAUUUCGUAUGAAACAUUCCGUAGAUACCGCCCAUUUUGGGUGCUGUUCCCUAAAGUUAACUCUAGGAACACCUGUUUAUGUGUGAUUCAUGCAAAUAAUGAUUUUAUGAUUCAAUCUUUACAUACUGCUAAAAUAAUUCCAUAUAAAUCUAUAACAGAAGUGCUGAAGCAUUUAUGCUGUAACAAUUCUCUUAACUUGGCUUGUUUGGAUAAUCGAUGUUCUGGUUGCAAGGAUAAAUUUUUAGAAUGUGACAUUUCUAAUGCUAACGACACAUUAUCAUAUGAAAGAUGGAUUACAAAAAGUUUUCCAGUAGUUAUCAAAAAUGUAACAAAACAAUGUCGUAAAACGAUUAAAGAAAGAGUGCAAACCACCAAAAAAGGUUUGUUUGAAAAAUUUAUUUCAAAUUUGCCAAUUUUGAAAAAACACGUAGGUACUAUGAUCUAUCAGAUCAAAGCAAUACAAUGCGUGCAGAAAAAUAUGUCUCCAGUCGAUGGUUUAUUGCACAUCGAUUUUUCGGAAAAUUAUAACUGUAAAUAUGGGCAGGAGGUUCAGUCAGCUCACUUUGGGGGAUCUAAAGCCCAAAUUUCACUACAUACAAGCGUGUAUUACAAUACUAACUUAGAGCCUCCCAAUAAUUACAUAAAUAGUACAUCUUUCUGUACUGCCUCCGAGAACCUGCGCCAUGACCCCGUUGCUAUUAGCAUUCACUUAAUGAGUUUAAUAGAGAGAAUUAAGGAACUUUCUCCAAAUCUUCAAACACUUCAUAUUUUAAGCGAUGGCCCCCUUACUCAAUAUCGCAAUAAGUCGAUGUUUUUUUUAGUCGCCUCUUUAUUAAGUAAGGAAUUUUCUGUUUCAUCUAUCAUUUGGCAUUUUAGUGAACGGGGUCAUGGAAAAGGUGCACCCGACGGUGUCGGUGGAUGCAUCAAGCGCAUUUGUGACAGUCACGUUGCAAGAGGUAAAGACGUGUCUAAUUUAGAUGAUUUAAUGGCAUGCUUAUCCGUCAAUUGCAAAGGAAUAGAGGUAUUCAAAAUAGAUGAGUCGAAGUUUUCCGAAAUCGAUCUUUUAUUGAAAAGGAGCGCUACUCGUCCUUUCAAAGGGACGCUUCAAAUUCAUCAGAUUACAUGGCAUUCAGAAAAUCCAAAUGUCAUCCAUGCCAGACGAUUAAGUUGUUUGGAAUGCGCAGCCUAUGAAAAAUGCUCUCAUUAUGAAAUAGGACAAAUUGAAAUAGAUUUCAAAGUUACAAAUAGUCCUAUUGAAUCAAUAAUAUCUGGCCAUACUUUUGAUAACGAGCCUGCAUCACCUCAGGCGGGACCUUCCAAUCAACCAAAUUCAUUGUUUGAACAAAAUUUACCUGAAAGCCCUAGGACUAGCUCUGCCUCAACAAAACCAAUAUCGCCUGGUUUUUCUGAUAAACUGACCCCAGAUAAUCCUAUAGAAGAUGUUUUAUUACAAAAUUAUAGGCCUAAUAAAGGCGUACGUCGCACUCGUCUAAUUUUAAACGAUUCUGAUUCUUCCGAUGAAGCUGUCCCUAAAAAACGCCGAAUGCCUUGUUGGUUCGAUGAUUCUGAGGACGAAAACAUUUUUUAGACUAUAUUUCUAAAUUUAUUUCAUUUGGAAAUGUUUUUUUGCUAUUUUUUCUGAAAAUAUACUGAUGUUGUUAUAUUAAAAAAAAUACUACAGAAGUGACAUCUUAUCUGUAGGCAGAUAGUGAUUAUUGUUUUGUUUUUUAAUUAUUCCCUUUUAUAAUUAGACUUUAGGGAAAUAAAUAUUCAUUUGAGAUCAUGAUUCAGUAUUGAAACUUUGAUAACAAAUUUAUCAUAAUUUGAUAGCAUAAAUUAAGAUUAUGUUAUUUUCUGUAGGCGUUUGGAUCUCUUCUGUUGAAUUUCUACAGGAAAGUUGUCCAUUCUGUGGACGGUUUUUGUUAUUUUUUUUUUAAGUAAAGUUAUUAAGUUUUUUUUAAUUUUCUUGUUUCUGAUGUUAUUUACGUUUAUAUUAACCCGGGUUUUCAAAAUUCUGGGUUAAAAUUUUAGUUAUUUGAUUAUUAAAGUGAAGAUAAUGUUAUUUUCUGUAGAAAAUUGGAUCUCUUCUGUAUCCAUAAAAAAAAUUAAAAUGUGAUUUUCUGAGAGA